UAGACAGUGAGCUUGCAUUUUGACAGAGUUGGAACCAACGCUAAGCCCCUUGUGAAUUCAGGUUAAAGUGUCAGCAGCUACUCGAUCAGGAUGGUGGAUUCUCAGUACUAUCUUCCUAAUGAUGUCGGGAUCUCCGCUCUGGAUUGUCGAGAAGCCUUCCGGCUGUUGUCACCUAAAGAGCAGCUCUAUGCACAUUAUCUCUCCCGGGCAUCUUGGUAUGGUGGUUUGGUGGUUCUACUGCAGACUUCACCGGAGUCUCCUGUUAUUUACGUGCUUCUGCAGAAAGUGUUCAGAAAGCACACAGCUGCACAGCUGGAGACGGUGGCAGCUGCAGCAGGGCUGAGCUCAGAGGAGUACCAGGCAUUUCUGGUGUAUGCUGCUGGCCUUUAUGCAAACAUGGGAAACUACAAGUCAUUUGGUGACACCAAGUUUAUUCCCAAUUUACCAAAGGAUAAGUUUAAGGCACUGGUGUGGGAGAGCCAGGCUUAUAAAGACAGCCCUGCUGAGAUCGAGGCUCUGUGGAACAACUGCUCACACCUCCUCUACUCACUGGAAGACAAGCAAAAACAGCUUGGUCUUGGUGACGGUGGAAUCACCACAUACUUCUCAGGAAACUGCUAUUUAGGAGAUGCUGAGUUGGCCCAAAAAUUCUUAGACUCCAAGAACCUGAGUGCCUACAACACACGCUUGUUCAAGAAGGAGUCAGAUGGAAAACGCUGCUAUGAGGUGCGCCUUGCUUCUGCAGUCAAAAAGGAUUGUGCAGUUGAAGGUGAAGCAGAGUGUUGCUGUGGCACAUAUGAUUUUGAAGAUGCUGUAUUUUCUGUCCAGAGAGGCGACUAUGCAUUUCUUAUGGAGAAAGUUUCCCAAAACCUGGAAAAAGCUAAAGAUCAUGCCUCUAAUGAGAACCAGAGCCGCAUGCUUGAGGAGUAUACAAAAAGUUUUACCUACGGCUCUGUGGAUGCUCACAAAGAAGGCUCCCGAUUCUGGAUUAAAGACAAAGGACCUAUUGUGGAGAGUUACAUCGGAUUUAUUGAAAGCUACAGAGAUCCAUUCGGUUCAAGGGGCGAGUUUGAAGGGUUUGUUGCUGUGGUGAAUAAGGCGAUGAGUGCCCGCUUUACACAGCUGGUAAGCUCAGCCGAAAUUUUGCUGCCUGAGCUGCCCUGGCCUGCAGCCUUUGAAAAGGACCGCUUUCUCAAACCGGAUUUCACCUCACUGGAUGUUGUUACUUUUGCUGGCAGUGGCAUCCCAGCAGGAAUUAACAUUCCAAACUAUGAUGAUAUCAGGCAAACUGAAGGAUUUAAGAAUGUGUCUCUUGGAAAUGUGCUGGCUGUUGCGUACGCAACACAGAAGGACAAGCUCACCUUUCUCGAGGAAAAAGACAAGGAUCUAUACAUCAAGUGGAAGGGUCCUUCUUUUGAGGUGCAAGUAGGCCUUCAUGAACUUCUGGGUCAUGGCAGUGGGAAACUCUUCAUCCAAGAUGAAAAAGGAGCAUUCAACUUUGAUCAGGCUGAAGUCCGUAAUCCAGAGACGGGAGAACUGAUCACCAGCUGGUAUAAAGGCAAUGAGACCUGGGACAGCAAGUUCUCCACCAUUGCUUCCUCAUAUGAGGAGUGCAGGGCGGAGUGUGUCGGACUCUACCUCUGCCUCAACAGACAGGUGCUCAGCAUCUUUGGCCAUGUAGAUGAAGCAGUAGCAGAGGAGGUGGCUUACGUGAACUGGUUGAACAUGGUCCGUGCUGGUCUUCUGGGCCUAGAGUUCUACACACCAGAGACCAAGAACUGGAGACAGGCUCAUAUGCAGGCUCGCUUUGUGAUCCUGCGUGUACUACUAGAAGCAGGAGAGGGGUUAGUGACCUUGACCAUGACAACUGGGGCAGAUGGCAGGCCCGAUGCCCUUAUCACACUGGACCGCAAUAAGAUUCACACAGUGGGCAAGAAUGCCAUCCAGAAGUUCCUCUGCAGACUGCAGGUGCACAAGUCCACUGCUGAUGUGGAGGGAGGCCGUGCUUUGUAUGACCGCUACUCUGCAGUAACUGCUGAUGGUGCUCAUGAUUUUCUCCAACUCCGGGAGACAGUCCUGCUUCGCAAGGAGGCUCGCAAGAUGUUUGUCCAGGCAAACACUCAGAUUAAAGGAGAGGCAGUGGAACUGGAGGAAUAUGAGGCGAGCGCUGCAGGAUUGAUCCAGUCCUUCAUACAACGCUUUAAUGAUGAUGCUGAGGAGCUGGAGGCUCAGCUGCUAGAAAUGGCAUCCAGAGACGCCCCCUGCUGGUCAUAAGUGCCAAGCUGCAACCUGAAUUGAGAGGUACCACCACCACUCUGCAAAUUUAAACCAGCUACGAAAAAGACGAAAAAGAAAAUGGGGUACUGGGUACCCACUGGGUACCCUGGAAGAGACUUUGGGGGAAUGGGCUAAAUCAAAGCUGGCCUCUUCAGUUCAGAUACACUUAAACAAUGCUUAAUGUUUCAUGUUCUUUUUCUUCACGUAACAAAACUUGAUUCUCUGUAUAACAGAUCUGUAUUUAGCAGUGUCAGAAAUGCCAGUUUUUAAUCUGGAUUAUGCAAUCAGUAAUCUGUAUUUGAGAUGGGACCACAGCCUACGCUUCCCACACAGAUGGAAUUGUGUAAAGCAUAGCUGAAAAAACGGCACUGUGUGGGAGAUGUGGGAAAAGUGCUUAUAUAAUCUGAACGUUUACAAUUCUUUAGGUAUUUAACAAAUCUGUUCUACAUUAUUUAUCACUAUUUAUCCCAUAGCCAACUCGUAAAAGUGUGGCUGUAAUAAGAAGUUCCCCAAAUAUGAAGUUAUUGUUUAAAGAAAUUAAAUUUCAGUAAAGUGUUUGUGUACUGUGUAUGACUAGACAACAAAAGCAUUUCCUGUCGAAUUAAAACUCUUUCCAAUCU
Trichomycterus rosablanca is the source of this 2897-nucleotide messenger RNA. RefSeq names its product dipeptidyl-peptidase 3 (gene dpp3). NCBI's taxonomy places the organism in Eukaryota, Metazoa, Chordata, Actinopteri, Siluriformes, Trichomycteridae. Gene Ontology annotation, molecular function: metalloexopeptidase activity; dipeptidyl-peptidase activity. The record is from RefSeq and is a predicted model, not a curated record. Gene Ontology annotation, biological process: proteolysis. The transcript is spliced from 18 exons. Gene Ontology annotation, cellular component: cytoplasm. Bases 91 to 2274 code for a protein of 727 amino acids.